CGGCGUCAAGGGAAAUUAACACAUUGAAAGAGCUGCGUACAACUUACAUUGGCACCCCACCCACUAUACCUACCUACGCACGCACGCAACCGCUCGUCUUACCAGAGCAUCUUCUUCCGCCGCUGCACGAAUGUUCUGCUUCGACGACGACCUCCCCGCCAAUAUGGCGCACUCGGCGCUGCGGUGCAAGAUCUCGCCCGUCGACGUCCGGCCGGGUUCCUCGAGCGCCGCCGCCAACAACCACAGCAACAACACCAGCAGCAGCAGCAGCAACAACAACAACAAACCCCCUCCCAGCCGCAGCAGCAACACCAGCAACAACAGCGCCAACAACAGCGCCAGCGCCUCCUCAUCCACAAUCUCCUUCUCCGCCUUCAACGAAAACAGCAACACGACCUCGAAACCCAGAUCCAGAUCCAAAUCUAGAACCAGAACCAAACUCCCACCCGCAACCGCACACGCACCCGCGCUCCCACCUCCGCCCCAACACCAGCAGCAGCAGCAGCACCACCACCACCACCGCUCCCGCCACGCCCACAGCCAAAGUACCACUGUCGCAAACACCAACACCAACGCAGCCCACACCUCCCGCCCCCGCCACCGCGCCUUCUCCCUCUCGCACCGCGCAUCCGCUGCCGCAAAUCCCGCUUCCGCUGCGGCGUGGCUCGCGCCACCAUCGCCCUGUCCGUCGCCCUCGCCUUCUUGGUCCGCUACCGCUCCUGCUCCUGCGGUUAAGUCUACGGCUACGGCUAAGCCCACGCGUGCCCCUACGCCAAUGCCUAUGCCUGCGCCUUCGGCUUCGGCUUCGCCAAAGAAACUCGCCAAGCAGUCGGCGCGGCACGCUACCCCGUCGUGGCCUUUGGUGGAGGGGAGGGGUGAGUGGGUUAGCGGGAGCGCGGGCGCUGGUCGGAGGGUCAGUGGGAGUGGGAGUGGGAGUGUAGACGGUGGUGGUGGCGUCGAGCGCAGGGACUGGUGCGCGAGCGCGUGUGCGAGUGCGAGUGUGAGCGCGAGCAAGAGCGAGGGCGGUCAUGGUCAUGGUCGUGUCAGCGGUGGUGGAAGUGGCAGCGGCGGAAGUGGGAGUGGCAGCAGCAGCAGCGCAGCGCGAGCAGGCGCGCGCGUGAGAGGGUGGACUGGUUCUGGCGCUGGCGCUGGCUCUGGUACUGGCAUGGCGUCGGGGCUGGGAAUAGGGAUAGGGAUAGGUGGGGAUAGAGACAGGGACAGGGACAGGGGAAGUGGAAGUGGAAGUGGAAGGGGUGGCGUGGAGAGGGAGAGGGAGAGGGAGAGGGAAAGGGAGAAGGAGAAGGAGAAGGAGAAGGAGUGGCAUCGACGGGGCAUGUCGUGUGGGAGUUUUUACUGGGGGUGAGUUUUGUGGAGAGAGAGAGCGUGU
Aplosporella prunicola CBS 121167 is the source of this 1387-nucleotide messenger RNA. RefSeq lists its product as uncharacterized. The record is from RefSeq and is a predicted model, not a curated record. Lineage: Eukaryota; Fungi; Ascomycota; Dothideomycetes; Botryosphaeriales; Aplosporellaceae. The transcript has a single exon. The coding region runs from base 131 to 1363 and encodes 410 amino acids.